AAUGAUUACAAUAUGUGUGAUGUUUAUUUAUUAAGUCUUCAGUGGGUAGGCGGCCAUAAGGCCUUUCGUCGAGGGGGGGAUAAUUAUGGGCCCCAGAUCCCCCUUUGCCUAGGGCCCCCAAAUAGCUUGAAACGGGCCUGCACACACACACACACACACACACACACACACUCGUGGGAAGGUUGUCACGCAGGCUGAUGCUGGAAUUUGACGGCAUGUUUGUGAUUGGUUGUUCUGCCACAACAAUCUUAACCAAUAAGAGAGUGGCCGUGUUGUCUUUAUCACAGAGGGCACGAGCUGUAGCGCUUUUUAUUUCAGAGUUGUUCCUGCAACAGAUCUGAGCAGCAGAAUGAGUGGAAGAGGAAAGACCGGCAAGGCUCGAGCCAAGGCCAAGAGUCGUUCAUCCAGAGCCGGACUCCAGUUUCCCGUGGGCCGUGUCCACAGGCUCCUACGGAAGGGCAACUAUGCUGAGCGCGUUGGCGCCGGCGCUCCAGUUUACCUGGCCACCGCGCUGGAUUACCUGACUGCUGAGAUCCUGGAGUUGGCGGGUAACGCCGCUCGUGACAACAAGAAGACUCGUAUCAUUCCCCGCCACUUACAGCUCGCUGUGCGCAACGACGAGGAACUGAACAAACUGCUCGGCGGAGUGACCAUCGCUCAGGGUGGUGUGCUGCCAAACAUUCAGGCGGUGCUUUUGCCCAAAAAGACCAAGAAGACUGUCAAGACCAAAUAA
Molecule: messenger RNA, 733 nt
Organism: Neoarius graeffei (lesser salmon catfish)
Lineage: Eukaryota; Metazoa; Chordata; Actinopteri; Siluriformes; Ariidae
Product: histone H2A-like
Exons: 2
Coding region: 350-733 (127 amino acids)
Cellular component (GO): nucleosome
Molecular function (GO): protein heterodimerization activity; structural constituent of chromatin; DNA binding
Source: RefSeq, a predicted model, not a curated record